This is a messenger RNA of Carya illinoinensis, 1527 nucleotides long. RefSeq lists its product as uncharacterized. The record is from RefSeq and is a predicted model, not a curated record. Lineage: Eukaryota; Viridiplantae; Streptophyta; Magnoliopsida; Fagales; Juglandaceae. The transcript has a single exon. Bases 180 to 1343 code for a protein of 387 amino acids.
UUUCAAGUCAAAAUACUUCCCCCCUUCUUUCAUUCCUUCCACCCUCCCCAGCCUCUCUCUCUCUCUGUCUCUCUCACACAGUAUUAAUAAUCCUCACAGUCCAACCGUUCCCCCACCAUCUCAUUAAAGACAACCGGAAAGACCUCAACCCCAAGCACACGAUCGGAGUCAAUCCAAUAAUGGAGAUGGAAGUGGUGGUGCCACUUCCUCCCGCGGACUUCAACUUCGACAGCGGUUGCUCCUCUCCAUAUAUGACAGCUCCCUCCAGCCCUCAACGGUUCGGUAACUUCUUCUUCAGUCCCCCCACCAGUCCUUCCCGCGCCUCCGCCUUUUACGGCGACCUCAAUAACCUCUCUCUCCAAGACAUGAUCGCCCGAAACUCGGCCUCGUCAGUCCCCCUCAACUCGGAAGAAAGGCCCGGAAUUCUCAAAUCCAAAGCUACCGACAAUGGCGAAAUCAAUAACGGCAACGAUGGUGGUGAAGAUUUUGAGUUCAAUUUUAGUGGCCAGUUAGAGCGAACUUCUUUGUCGGCGGACGAGCUCUUUGAUGGCGGUAAGAUUAAGCCUCUAAAGCCACUGCCGGUUCGAUUACAAGUCGGCACCAAAGUUUUAUCUCCAAGGUCUCCAAGAUCAAGAAUUUCACAGGCAAAGAGGAUUGUCCAAGAAGCACAAUCGCAGAGUGAACAGAACCAUUUUGAUCCAUUCGCUGCGACGACAGAGGAACCCCGAAAAAAAGGAGAGCCUAACCAGCGACAGGGAGGGGAACAUGAACAAAAACGAGGGAGAGAGAGAUUCUCUGGAAGGUCAUCUUCAUCAAGUUCUUUACAUAGAGGAACAAGAUCUCUGUCUCCUCUGAGAUUCUCCGACGACACUGUUUUAGAAGGCGACGAGAACUCACCGGAAAAAAUCUUUUCUUCAACAGAAAGCAACCCUAAAUCUUCUACUUCCUCUCCUUCAUCAGCACAUUAUUCAUUUUUGUCAUCCUUUUCCUUCUCCAAAGGUUACAGAAAAUGGAGGCUGAAAGAUUUUCUGUUGUUUCGGAGCGCGUCGGAGGGUCGGGCAGCGGGGAAAGCUCCAUUAUUAAAAAAGUACGAGGCUCUGUCCAGAACCAAGCUGACUGAAGACGUAAAAAACUUGAGCUUCCGGUCAACGGACAGUGCUGGAUCGGUGUCAAGCUCGAGGAGAAGAGGACGGCUUUCUGCCCACGAGUUGCAUUACACGGUGAACCGGGCGGUUUCAGAGGAGAUGAGGAAGAAGACAUUCUUGCCUUACAAGCAGGGGCUGCUGGGGUGCUUGGGGUUCAACCCUGGCGUGCAUGAGUUCAACAGGGGUUUUGGAUGUUAGAAGUUGAUGAUGAUCCAGAUCUCUCUUCUGGGUCCCUCGUUCAAUAAUAUAUAUAUAUAUAUAUUCUUGUUGUAUGAGUAGCUUCUUAUAUUUGUUCUUUGUUUCGCGUGUCUAUUAUACUGAAAUCGUAUCGAAAUUGCUUGUUUCGAUUAUAAAACGACUUACAACAGAUUACAGAGAUCUA